AUGGCUACUGCGCAAAUGCCGGGUCCAAGGUCCGCGAGGCUGGCUGAUGAUGCCGCCACAGCUGCUCUCUAUGCGACACAUCCUCGACGCAAGGCAUCCCUAACCGUUCCCACCCCAGAAACCCAGUUUCUAAAUCCACAAACCACCACCGGAGCCGCAAACCUAAGCGCAGCAUCCGCCGGCGCAGCCCUCGCCCACGCAAACCAAAAACCAAUCGAAGUAUGGUCACCCCCGAGUCGCUUCACGGACGCGGAAAAAGCCGCCUGGUCCGUGAGGGAUUUCCGUCAGCCUGAGUUCCCUCAACCGAGCACUGGAUACAGCGCAGCAGGACUAGGCGCUGCGAUCAUCGCGGUGCGCGAGCAGCGCGCUUCAUCAUCAAACCUCUCCCCAACUCGGGAAGCCUAUACGAGUAAACCCGACAUUUCCACCACCGACCAUACUAGCGCUGCUGUGGGCGGUCCUAGUGCUCAGGAUAAGGCGCUCCUUGCGGCGACUGGAGCCUAUGCAAACCGGAAACGAGCGGACUCGGCACCAAGUGAACCGGUCUUGCCGGCUGAUAGUACUACUCCUUAUGCACUUCGCGCUGCGGGCGCAUCACAACGCGCCAGGGCCGAAGAGGAGGGACCUCUUGAUCAUAUCGAUCCCGCUAUGGAGGCGAGUCGAAUCCAGCACGCGCAUGCAAAUGCUCGGAUGUAUACUUCGUCCCCACCCGUCGCGAGCGAAGUCGAGGCGCGCAAUCGUCGCAACUCAUUACACGCCGCGGCUCUAGUCAUGGCGAAGAAUAUGUACGAUGCCUCAGGUCCAAAGGGUGACACAGCAACCGUGGACCCAGCAAUCUACGCCGCGCAAGAAGGUCAAAACCGCCUCCAAUAUCGCAAAACCGUCAGUGGAGCCAUGGGGACAACAGCUCACAACGCCCUGGCUCUACAGGAUGCGGCUCAGAAGCGUGCGGCGGAGAAAAUUGCCCGUAUGAGAGAUGAUCAUGUGGAAAUGCAACAGUAUUACGGCACUGCGCAUCAGCCUCAGCGAUCGCGUCUGACGACGCGUCGAAAGAGGACGUCUAGUGAUGCUGAUUCGUCCCAGGUCGACGCGGAGCAGUCGAGGCAUAUCCGUAAUCAGAUGACAAGUCUGCGGUCGAAGGUUGAUCGUGUUGAUGUGCAGAGGCAGAGAGAUCGUGAUCUGCUUAUGGAAGCUGCUCGGCGGAAUGUCGAUGCGACUAUUCAGGAUAUGGAGAUGAAGUUGUAUAGUAAUACUGGUCGUGCUCCGCCGUCUGUUCAGAAGCAGUGGGAGGAUGCGGCUCGGGAACGAGCUCGUCAGGAGGCUGAAGUCACUGAGGCGAGUCGUGCCCCGGAGGGCCGAGUGAAUAUUGGCGGUCAACACUUUAUGGAUAUGUCUGAAGUUGAAGCUGUUGCUCGAUCCCGUGUUCAGCCGGCUUUGGAUGAGAUCACUGAGCAGGCUGAGCAGCGUCGAGCGGAGGAGCUUGAGGCUCGUCUUGAUGCUGAGGAGAAUCAGAGACAGGCUGCGAUUGAGAAGGAGCGUGAGGCUUCUUUGCGUGCUCUUGGGGGUGAAAAGGAAGAGAAGACACGUUCUGAAAAGCGCCAGCUCAAGGGCUUGAGCUUCUUGUUGUUCAGAAAGAAGAGUAAGCGGACUCGUGGUGAACAGCCCGAAGAACAGGCCGAGGAGGCUGUCCAGCAACCGAUCUCUACAGCUGAAGCACCAGCUGUCGAGGAGGCGCCGGCUGUCACAGAAGCACCGGCUGUCGCAGAGGCACCAGCUGCUGAGGAAGCACCGGCUGUUAAGGAAGCCCCGGCUGUCGCAGCGGCCGCUGAGCCAGCUACGAUUCAGCCAACUGCUCAUGAAGAACCCGAAGCCAUCGUCGAAGAUCGAUCUGAAGAUAUGACCAUGCCGCCGCAUCCAAAAUAUCCACCGCCGAAGAGCAUGGCCCCUCAACCUCCGACUAUGCGACCUAUCACAAGUCCCCGGGCCGAUUCAAAACUAAAGAACUGGUUCAGAGACAGACUGGUCCGUCAAAGCAGCGGCCCGAUACCCGUUUACCCGCACCAGCCAGGACCCGACUUCAAAAGCGGCAGCGAGAUUGGGUUUACAGGGGGUGCAGCACUGACCGGCCAAGGCCGGGGUGAAUCUCGUGGGGCGGCUUUAAGCUCUCAUCCUAUUAAUCCUGGGAAUGGGGAUGAAUUGGAUCAAAGCCCGCCUAGUCAUAACGGAGGCACAUUUCUUGAAAUGACAAAAUCGACUACCGGUGGUACGGGUGGUGAGUCGAUUUCCAGCUCUGCUCAGCAAAAUGACAAUGGCAAUGCCAAUGCCAAUGCCAAUGCCAACGACAACGCCAACGCCAAUGCCAACGGUACCGGAGCUGGUACUGGAAAGAGACAACGUCUUCGCAAAAGUUUCAUGAAGUUGUCCCGUAACUCGGCAGACUCGAAGACGAAUGGCUACGCCAAUGGCGGCAGCCACUCCCGCCAAGACUCCUCUUUGUCCGAGACAAAGGUUUCUGGCACUGGGGAGGGUCUUCAGAGUCUACGGAACAGCGCUACUGAGCAGGGUCUUCCUGCCCCGCCUAUUCUGGGACAAACGGCCAGUACGGGUCGGGAGUCUAGGUUCUCUGAAGAUCUGUGA
Molecule: messenger RNA, 2637 nt
Organism: Penicillium cosmopolitanum
Lineage: Eukaryota; Fungi; Ascomycota; Eurotiomycetes; Eurotiales; Aspergillaceae
Exons: 7
Coding region: 1-2637 (878 amino acids)
Biological process (GO): eisosome assembly
Source: RefSeq, a predicted model, not a curated record